AUGGAUUCUCUCGUCCUCCUAAGUCUUCUCGCCGGAGUACUCUCCUUGUGUUUGGUGCCGGGAUCUAGCAAAGACACCCAUCUUAUCUCCCUUAACUUCGCCGUCAACAUCGACGACGCAGCCAAGCCCAACUACGAUAUUCAGCCAUCUCUGAGCACUCGUCGACGUGCGCUCCAACCGUUCGAUCUAUCCGACGGCACCAAGCUUGCAGUUGGCGACUGGGCUUGCACCCCAUCGGGGGCCAUCAUGCGAGACGAACGACACUACGCCGCCGCCUCAGAGUUCAAUGGCUUCAGAUUCGUGGAUCCCGAGAUUCUCGGUCGUAUUGGGACCCAGUCCUCCUUUAACACUCCGCAGCCCAGGCCGUCCAAGCUGACUGACGUUGACAACACAUUCCCCAUGUGGGGGACGGGACGCAUGAGUUGGUAG
Molecule: messenger RNA, 429 nt
Organism: Sodiomyces alkalinus F11
Lineage: Eukaryota; Fungi; Ascomycota; Sordariomycetes; Glomerellales; Plectosphaerellaceae
Exons: 3
Coding region: 1-429 (142 amino acids)
Molecular function (GO): iron ion binding; oxidoreductase activity, acting on paired donors, with incorporation or reduction of molecular oxygen; monooxygenase activity
Source: RefSeq, a predicted model, not a curated record